AUGGUGCGACCACUUGUCAUUUUCCAAAGAACUGUAUUAGCUAAUUUUAAUUGUAUUUGUUGGGUUGGUUUUUGCUUCUGUUCCACUGAGAAGAAGACGAAAAUCUUCGUCGGCCGGUUACCAGCAAAUUGCCGCAAUGAUGAACUACGCAGCCUAUUCGUACGCUUUGGCGAGGUCACGGAAUGCGAAGUAAAGGAUCGCUAUGCUUUUGUACACAUGGCUCAUGAGGAGGACGCUGCCGAGACAAUCAAGUCUCUACACAACUCCAUCUUCAAGGGCUCGACGAUCAACGUCGAACAGUCUACGGGCAAGUCACGGGGCCGGCGAGACGACGGGCGUGGCGGUCCGAUGCGUGGAGGCAGAGGCGGAGGACGAGAUGGAGGCCGCGAUACUCGUCCCGGUCCGUAUAACGACAGGAGAGUCCUGCCAAUCCAUAAUUCAGGCUACGAAGGCUCAGUCGGUGGUGGCGGUGGCGGCUACCAGGACUACAACCGCGGGGGUGGAGAUUUUGGUGGCCGGGGUGACUUUGGCGGUGGAUACAACGACCGAGGCGGCUACGGACAAAACGUCGGUGGGGCUGCGAUGGGUUACACGUCAACGGCACCCAUGGGAGGCUACGGACCUGCUGGUGGUACCGUAGGUGGAUACGGGCCGACCGCUGCCGUGGACUACGGUAGAACCGACUACGGCAGGACGGCUGACUUUGGCGCCAGGACAGACUAUGGAACCCGUGGAGAGUUUCCGAUGUGUGACUACUCAGUGGCAGGUGGUGGUAUGACGAGUGAUUUCAGCAGGGCAGCGCCAGGACCAGUUGACUAUGGACGAACCGACAGCUUUACGACGGGCCGUGUCGACGCGUAUGCCCCGCGCACCGACUAUGACCGCACGGCAGCUGGACCCAUGAGAAACGGCAGUGGUGUGGCCGCCGGCGGUUACAGCGCAGGAUAUGGAGAUGUUGGACCAAUCGGUGGAGCACCUAGCUACAACACUGGUGGACCUAGUUACAACGCUGGUCCUGGACCACAAGCAGACAUGUUCAGUCGAAGAGCUGGAGGGACUGUACCGAGUGCCGGAUACCAAGUUGGAGGAUACACAGAAGGAUAUGACAGAGCAGACCCAUAUGGUCCUCCUCGUGGAGGUGGUCGCUUCCCAGGCCCGGCAGACGCGAUGCCACCGAGGUACUAAAUAACCGAACGUGUACCUACUAAAGCGCUUGUAUAAGCACACACGAAUAAUAUGGCAAAUUACCUAUAAGAUUAAGAAACUCAUGGGGAUAAUUAUAUAAGUGCGCGAAUAUAUGUCUACGUCAAAUACACACAUCCGUUAUGCCCCUACUCUCGAAACUAAAAGCCCACUUCACCGACACAAGAAUAUACAUGAUAAUUAAUGACUGUAUACCUAGUUUGUACGAAUUUGAGAAGCAAAAUGUAAAAUUAUAUAUGUGGGAAAACAAAGACAUAGAAAAUGAUGCUGAAUGAUCGUGUGUAAAGUUACUUAAGGUUAAGUGUGGUUUCAAGAGACAAAAGUUACAAUUUGUUUAUAAGGUUUUGUAAAGAUAAUUCGAGAGGUUGCGCAGGAGCGUACAUUUUGAUGAGUACAGACAUUAUUUGAUAACUGAGAAUUAUUAAUAGAAAUGUAACAUUUUUAUACUGUUAACUUUUGUCAAACAAAAAAAAGUAAUUCUUAUUAAACAUUAUAAAUAUCAAUACAUUAAAUAAAAAAAAAAGAACACAGAAAGCACAUGCAAGUAUUUGCUUCGAUGAACAUUUAAUUGUCUGGAAAAAAGAUUUAAAGUAGCCAUUACCACUCGCCUGAUUGGGGACUAAGCUUAGUUUUAACAUAGGCUACGAACAUUGAUUUUUUUUUCCUAGUUAAGUAUAAUCUCAUACUAUGUAGAUAAGCUAGUAACAUUGAAAAGUUGAUGUAUAAUUUUGUUCUUUUUCUUUUUUGUAUGUGUAAGAAUUUGAGACACAAUGUUUUAAACAUUAGUCAAUAAAACAGAAAUGCUUAAAGUUGCUUUCAUU
Copidosoma floridanum is the source of this 2024-nucleotide messenger RNA. RefSeq lists its product as uncharacterized. Lineage: Eukaryota; Metazoa; Arthropoda; Insecta; Hymenoptera; Encyrtidae. Gene Ontology annotation, molecular function: RNA binding. The record is from RefSeq and is a predicted model, not a curated record.